AUGAGAUUAAAUAGGACACUUUGGGUGAGUCUGGUACUUAUUUAUAGCUUUAUUAUUAGGGCUCAAGAUCCAUGGCAAGAUGCAGAGAGCAUGUUGCGGCAGGCUUUGAAGAGGGUGGAUCCAAUGGCAAGGUCUUCAAGCACAUCCGAUAGGAGCCGUACUGAAGAAAGUGGUGUACUCUACAUACCCAUGGAUUACUAUGAAGAAGAGCAAGAGAAGCGUUAUGCAUACUUCUUCAGUAAUGAAGCAACCGAUUGGCAAAAAAAGGUACACCGUUUGCUUCGAGAGUCCAGUGAAAUAUAUGGCAACCCAGAAGCUACGUUUAUAUUAGCUCAACUGCAUUUAUGGGGAGAUUAUGGAUUUCCUCACAACAAAACACUGGCAUUCAAGUACUCAGAUAAGUUUAAUAAUUUAACGCGAUUUACUAAUAGCUCCGUCCUUUUCGAUCUAUCCGUUAUGCAUUCAACAGGCUUUUUUGGAGAGAUACCGGUAGACCGUGCAAAAGGGCUUGUAUAUCUUCAACAGGCAGCAUCCUUAGGUAACAUGCAGGCCAAACAGGCUCUUGCAUAUAAGUAUUCUUCGGGGACAGACGUCCCUCGAGAUUGUAACAAAGCGCUACUGCUCUACCGCGAGAUAGCAGAAUCGAUUCGAAGGUCCUUCUCGGAUGAAGAGUGGUAUUUAUAUCCUCCAUAUGUGGAAACCUACGACGUCAGGCUUCCUGAUCUGACUGGAGGUUUAUUAGGAAAAGGUUUGACUACUUGGGUUAAAACACUUCAAGGGCGGCUUCCAUCAGAAAGACCAGAUAUAACGUCAUCAUUUCUUACAAAAAUGGAUGGAGGUAAGGUGUGGCUCAAGUUUGGAAGUGAAAAUAGUGGAGCAUCAUUUACAGAUAAUGAUGAUGACAGCUAUGAUAGAAUUGUUGACAUAUACUACACAGCACUCGAUGAGUAUAAGGGAACAUACAUGACAGCUCGUGAUUGUGAGGAGGCAAGAAAGAUUUUGGAACUGACUUUUAUAACAUUUGACAAUGAGGUUCCGGUAAUGGAUAAUUUACCAAGAUUUUUCUACGCAAAGUGUAUUGAACUUCUCGGCCACAUAUACUUCACCGGAGAAGCUGAAGGGCACCCCAAUAUUACUCUUGCUGAAAGGUACUUAAAUAGGUCCCUUGAGCUAUUUGAAACAUAUGGCUCUCUAGGGUCGACUUCCCACACAGAUUUGGGGUUGAUAUCGCAGUAUAUCAAAAAGAAUGACACCGACGCAAUCAAACAUUAUAGAAAAGGCGAGCACACAGAGUUUGCUACUGGUGCAGGUCGACACGACUUUCAAUUAUCAUUAUUGUCAAGUAAAUACCCAGAACUGAAGCUAGGUGAUCCUUUCAUGUUGAUUCAACACGCUUACGCCUUAGGAUCGCGCCCCGCUAUAUACGAGUUUGCAAGAAUGAAAGAAAGUGGAAUGGGCGGUUACUAUAGCUGCGAAGACAGUAUUGCAUCGUUUCAGUUAUUUGUAGAGCGAAGUGAAGAGCUUAUGGCACCCCAAUUGAGGACUGCAUACGGUGAACUUUUGAAAGAAAAUGGCGAGGUCGCGCUAUGGGCAUACGCACAGGCUGCUGAACAAGGAUACGAAGCAGCUCAAGUAAAUGCUGCUUGCAUCUCAUAUCUUCUUCCCCGUAAUUUCGAAGACCCCCCAAAAACCACAAGAGAGAGAAAACUAAUGUCGAUAUCGUAUUAUAUGCAGGCGUUAAAGCAAGGAAAUAUUGACGCCGGUGUUGUUGCUGGAAACAUAUAUUUUGAAAUGCAAGAUUAUUCAAAAUCCGUUCAGCUGUAUCAGAGCUCGGCUCUUAGAUUCUCUCCCCAAGCUUUAUGGAACCUGGGAUACAUGUACGAGUAUGGGCUUGGUGUAGAAAUAGAUUUUAGUAUGGCCAAACGAUACUAUGAUCAAGUGCUAGAAAAUAAUCCAAAACUUUACAUCGCCGUGAAACUAAGUGUACUAAAAUUAAGGGCUAAAGCAUGGCUCUUGUGGAUUACCGGGGAACGUUCUGGAUACGAACUUGGUGAUCGCGAUAAUGAGCAAAGUGAUGAUAAAAGGGUGCCGUGGUAUAAGAAACUCUUUGAAAGCUAUAAGAGCGCCUUUACAGGAAAUGAUGAGUCGGAAGGAGACAAGAAAGAAGGAGACGGAAGCACACAGAACGCUGAUUCGAAGCAGAAGGAGGAAAGUGAUGAAGGAACAUGGACAAGAUUGAGCUCUCUUGGUCUUCACCUGGAAGAUUUUUUGUCUAUCGCCUUUAUUCUAUUUCUCUUUCUCUUUAGUGUAAUUGUCAGGAUCAUCGCUGCGAGACGAGGCUGGAACGUCAACAAUGCAGAUGUACGUGUCAAUGGAAAUCAUGGCGCACAUGAUGGAGGUCAAAAUAACAAUGUCUUUCGUGGCAAUUUUGAGGUAAGGAUCGCGAUAUGA
Molecule: messenger RNA, 2451 nt
Organism: Zygotorulaspora mrakii
Lineage: Eukaryota; Fungi; Ascomycota; Saccharomycetes; Saccharomycetales; Saccharomycetaceae
Gene: HRD3
Product: ubiquitin ligase complex subunit HRD3
Exons: 1
Coding region: 1-2451 (816 amino acids)
Molecular function (GO): protein binding
Source: RefSeq, a predicted model, not a curated record